Molecule: messenger RNA, 1129 nt
Organism: Saprolegnia parasitica CBS 223.65
Lineage: Eukaryota; Oomycota; Saprolegniomycetes; Saprolegniales; Saprolegniaceae
Exons: 12
Coding region: 17-1069 (350 amino acids)
Source: RefSeq, a predicted model, not a curated record
CUUCGACGGCGUCGUCAUGGCAUCGCGCCGUCGCAACAUGUUUACGGGGGAAACGCUGGACGAGGUGAGCGAGAAGCACAACCUCAAGCUCGACUACGCAGCGAUGCUGCAAGUGCAGAUUCGCGAGCAAAAUGAAAAGAAGGAGCAGCUCAAGCUCCAAAAGCAAGAAGAGCAGCGCCGAGAACGCGAAGAAAUGGACCGCAUGCACAGCGGUAAGCCCAGUGCGAAGAACAGUGCGCCGCCACCGCCCAACGACCCGCCCCGUCGUGCGCCGUCCCCAGAAAAGAGACAGCAAACGCAUCAGACCAUGAAUGCGCCGGUACCUGUGCCAGCGCCAGCUCAACCUGUGAUGCUUGCACCGUCCCCACCCCGACCCAUGUACCCCGAACAGCCGUCGCCGAUGCAGGCGAGUCCGGCGUACCGACCGAGCUUUACGCUGCCGUCCGUCUUUGGAUCCUCGCUACCAGCAGCGACGUCCAUCUUCCCAUCGCGCAAUACCGCAUGUCCUCCGCAGGAGAUUGACGCGGUUCAGCGGCUCCGUCAUGAGCUCGAAGAGGCCCGCAAACAAAAGCUUCAAGUCUCCAAGGAAAUGUAUCAAAAACCAAAUUUCAUGCUGCAAAUGGAUCCACCCAAGGCGCACAACGUGCUGCCUCGACCACGAAGCAGUCAUUGCAUGAGCAACAGUAACAACAACAACAGUAACAACAGCAAUCAUGCUCCAUCGCUGGACUCGCCACUCGCGAAAGAAGAACGGCGGGUGGUUGGCUUCGGAACACUCACGCCUCGUCCAUCGACGCCCUGUCUCGAUAUGUCGUCCAACCAGCUGGAAAGCAGCAGCUCGUUCGUGUCCGUCGUCGCCGGCGACCGAGCCACGCCCCGCGGCGCCUCUCUUCAGGCCGAGAGUUGUUUUGUGCCCUUUCUCGGUCGGGCGCUUGCAGAGCCGCAAGACGCCCACCACCACGUCAGCGACACCAAGAAGAAGAUACAGCCAAGUCCCUUUGAGGGCCUCGAAGACUCGAUCGACGACAUUGACGCUGUUCUCCACGCAUUCUUGGCCAAGCAGAGAUAGUCGCGAUACCCCAAUGCAGUUGGACCCAGACCAGAUAAGGCGACCUUGCGUGACCUAUGC